Messenger RNA from Caenorhabditis auriculariae, 363 nucleotides. Lineage: Eukaryota; Metazoa; Nematoda; Chromadorea; Rhabditida; Rhabditidae. The record is from the annotation of a GenBank genome assembly.
AUGAUUGCCGCGCAUCUUCUCGAGCACGCGGCUCUCGGAUUCGCGUUCGCCGUUCUCUCACUUUUUGUCCUCGCUUUCGCCGUCGUCGCCGUCGUGCUGCUGACCAUCUCUCACUCCUGUUGGUACCGCUGCGGUUCGUUUUUUCUCCGAAACGCGUUCCUCGAGCGUUAGAAAGCUAUGAGCAAUAUAUCCAUUCAUUCCACAGUUAAUUGAGUUGGCUAAUAUGAGAAUGACUCAGAUGGUGACGGCGACCCUUUGAUGGAAGAUUACAACGCGUUUUUCGUCGAUGAUAGUGACGUUAUCGUAUGUGAGCCCAUCGAAACAGUUAUCGGAUCCACACCAAAGUAUGCUGAUAUUGUCUAG